UCACUAGUGCGAAUCAUCCCAUGGAGCCCAUCGCUAGACAAACACGUCUCAUCGUCGUAGCGAUUUUAUUCGCAUUCGGCUGCUGUGACGAGCACGAAUAUAGGCUGACCAAGUAUCUCCUCGAGGGCUACGAUGCGGCUGUCCGACCAGCAGAAAAUUCCUCUGAACCAUUGGCCGUCAUUUUUGGCUUAUCUCUCCACCACAUUAUCGACGUCGAUGAGAAAAACCAAAUACUAACCACCAACUGCUGGGUCACUCAAGCCUGGACAGAUCAUCACCUGAAGUGGAACGCCUCAGAAUUUGCCGGGAUCAGGGUGAUUCGCGUCCCUUACAACCGAGUUUGGCGACCGGACACAAUUUUGUACAACAACGCCGAUCCUCAGUACAGUUCGGCAGUUAUCAACACGAAUGUGAUUGUUAGCCACACGGGUGAAGUGAUAUGGCUAAGUCACGGGAUAUUUCGCAGCAGCUGCGACAUCGACGUAGAAUUUUUUCCCUUCGACGAGCAACGAUGCGCCCUGAAGUGGGCCUCGUGGACAUACGACGGUUACCAGCUGGAAUUGGAAAAGCAGAGCGAACAGGGCGACGUUAGUAAUUACCAGGCAAACGGGGAAUUCGAUCUGGUGGAUUUCUCGGCGAGGAAAAACAUCCAGUUUUACUCCUGUUGCCCUGAACCUUAUCCUGAUAUCACGUACGAAAUUCGCCUGCGACGUCGUCCCAUGUUCUAUGUUUUCAACCUGAUUCUACCCUGCCUACUUAUCAAUGGAAUCGCUCUUCUCGUUUUCUACGUGCCCUCGGAAUCUGGCGAAAAGGUCACCCUCGGCAUAUCGGCCCUUCUCUCGAUGACCGUCUUUCUCAUGACGAUUCGUGAGACUCUGCCACCGACGGAGAAAACGCCUCUGAUAAGUCUUUAUUACGGUGUAAGUAUUUGCCUGGUGUCCUUCGCAUCCGGCCUGGCAGUGGUCACGUUGAAUUUACACCACCGAGGUGUGAGGGGUACCAGAGUUCCGGCGGUGGUGAGGUCCUUGGUCCUCGAGAAAUUGGCACGUGUUGUAUUUCUCAAUUUCCAUGAGGAUAUGCCCGAGCCGACAAGGAAAAAGAAAUGCCCUCUUCACUGCAAACCGGAUAUCAGUCCACCGGCUUCGUCUCAGGUCCAAAUGUCGCCAAAAUAUCUGCCCAGGAGGAAUGACAGUGCGAACAGCAGCCCAGAAGCUGGCAUCGAGGCCCAAUGGUCCCGGGUUCUGGGUCGGGUUCAUGCCACAAUCGACAGAAACGAACGUCGAUUAACGGAGCAGGAACGUAGGGAGAGAACGGAGCUGGAAUGGAAGCAGGUCGCUUUGGUCAGCGAUCGGGCUUUGCUCUGCAUUUUCUUUCUCACGACGAUAAUCAGCACGACGGUUAUCCUCUGCGGAUCACCACCGACAGAUCCGAUCAAAUGAAACAUGAGAUACCAAUUUUAGUAUGUAUCGUCGAGUGCGAUCUACACCUCUUGGGUAUGAUUUUAACGUUCAAAAUCGCAAUUUUUUUGUCCAAUAACACUGCGCACCAAUCUGCAUGAGAAUGCAUGCGAUAACGAAAAUUAAGGUCUUAUCCACGUUGCAAAAGUUUUUUUAUUCAGAGAACGUAACGCGUUUAAUUCGAUUAAAGGGAUUUCAUUUAAUCCGGAGAGUCGGGCAUGCUGGGUGCAACGCUUGAAGCGUUUAUAUACGCCAUUCGCGUACGGCAAUUAAGAAACUAGUUAUCCAGGUACGCGCAGAAGUUGCAGCUGCAUGCUAAACAUUUUUAAUUAGUGGAUUGAAUGGGUGUAUACUUGAGUUUUACGUGAUCAAGAAAUUAUCGUGUGUACUUCGAAUAAAUAUACCACUCUAGCUGGUAUAACGUUAAAUGGGCUACAUGUCGGUGUAAUAUUUAUGAAUACUAAAUACAUGUGUAAUUGUGAUGUUUCUUCAACUUGUAAGCGUAAGAAGUUGUAUUCGUUCAUGCUAAUGAACUUUC
Messenger RNA from Diprion similis, 1995 nucleotides. RefSeq names its product neuronal acetylcholine receptor subunit alpha-7-like. Bases 21 to 1439 code for a protein of 472 amino acids. NCBI's taxonomy places the organism in Eukaryota, Metazoa, Arthropoda, Insecta, Hymenoptera, Diprionidae. Gene Ontology annotation, molecular function: acetylcholine-gated monoatomic cation-selective channel activity; transmembrane signaling receptor activity. The record is from RefSeq and is a predicted model, not a curated record. The transcript is spliced from 9 exons. Gene Ontology annotation, cellular component: neuron projection; synapse; postsynaptic membrane. Gene Ontology annotation, biological process: chemical synaptic transmission; signal transduction; nervous system process.